Molecule: messenger RNA, 1017 nt
Organism: Halichondria panicea
Lineage: Eukaryota; Metazoa; Porifera; Demospongiae; Suberitida; Halichondriidae
Product: peptidase inhibitor 16-like
Exons: 5
Coding region: 152-880 (242 amino acids)
Source: RefSeq, a predicted model, not a curated record
AGUACCACUAAAGAGCUAAGGGCAGUCAGUAUUUAAGCAUAUGAUAUUCCAGUUUUGAGCUCAGAUUUAAUUGUGAGAGAGUCAGAUCGAUUGGCAGCUAUCAAAGGACUAAAGAACAAUUCUCUGCUGAUAUAUAAAAUAAUACGACGAAAUGAAGCUUGUAGCAACUGUACUGGUGUUCCUGUUGGGGGUGGUGAGUGUGAUGUCAACAUCUGGUCUCAGUGACGAUGAGAAGACGGAGGUGCUGAAUGCACACAACUACUACAGAGGUCUCGUGGACCCAGUGGCAUCCAACAUGCAGAGAAUGUACUGGGAUGAGGAGCUGGGUUAUAUGGCUCAAUUCUGGGCUGCUGGCUGUAUCUACGAAAUCAAUGAGAACAGGCACACACAAUCUACCAAGUUCGACUAUGUUGGAGAGAACAAGCUCGCUCUGAGCGGCUACAGUGCCAACUACACUCUGCUGGUCAACAGGUGGUUCAAGAUUGGACAGAGCUACGACCAUUACACUGGAUACUGCCGGGAUGAGGACGGGAACCAAGAGCAGUGCGAGGAUGAGAUGGACUGUAUCUGUGCCCCCUAUGUGCAGCUUGUGUGGGCCCAGACCUAUGCUGUGGGUUGUGGAGUGAGCAGGUGUACAGAGCUAGAGGGAGCCGAGGAUGAUGGAGAGAACGCUCUCUACUUUGUCUGCUAUUAUGGCCCAGGAGGUAGCAUUGUGUCUGGGGAACCCCCCUAUGACAAGGGAGACGUAUCCUGCAGUUCCUGUCCCACCGACAAGCCCUACUGUGACCGCAACCUUUGCUCUGAAUCUGGAGCGGAGAGGGUGGUGGUCCACCUCUCAGUGAUCAGUGUACUCAUGGCUGCAGUGCUGUCCAUAUUCUAAACGGACACCAUGUAGACUGAUGAGCUAGUGUAAAGACAAUAACUAAAAACUAUACCAUUUUACCAAUUGAGUUUUAAUCUAAUUUAUAGCUUCAUUUUGUGCUGUGAUUGUUAUUGUAUUAUUGUUGAUUCUCUUGA